AUGGUUGUCAACCGUCGUCCUCCACCAGCAUAUACUGCUCCUCCGGAGUCUACAGUCCAUGCUUCUUCUGAAGUCUACAGAGCCAUCUCAAACACCGCCUCAGACGCCUCUCAGAGAACCCUAGAGACAUCUUUCACCAUCCGUCCAUGCUCUGGACAAGCAUGGAUUGUACCAGCUGGACAUGUCUGUCGUCUAACUACUCCAAAAGGCCCUCAAGUGGGUGAUCUGAACAUAUGGAAUGCGAACAACCCCAGAGAGCGACUGUGGGCAGCGCGCACCCGUCAAAUUCAUGCCUCUCACGUAUCCGUUGGAGACCGUCUUUGGUCCAACCUUCCAUAUCUCCGGCCGCUCGUUACCAUCACGGGUGAUUCACUUGGCGGAGGACAGCUCCAUGAAGUGCUCGAUGCAGAGGGUAAGCGGACAAAGGGAUUUGGAACGACGCAAUGGGGAGGACGAGUUCAUGAUCUUCUGGGUACCCGAUGCGAUCCCUACGUGAAUCUGCUGAUGGGUGGCGAGUCCUUCGACUUCCAUUGCCAUUCGAACCUUACCCGCUCUGUACUCCCAUAUGGUCUGACAGAGCUUGAUGUGCACGACGUUCUGAAUGUGUUCCAGGUAACUGGGCUGGAUGAAGAAGGUAAAUACUUUAUGGAAACUUCCCCGGCGAGGCCAGGAGAGUAUUUCGAGUUCUUCGCCGAGGUCGAUGUCCUGUGUGCACUUUCAGCGUGUCCUGGUGGUGAUUUGUCCAACUGGGGUUGGGAGGAAAAGGGUGAGAACAUGGGAGCUACUACCCGUCCGCUUGGGGUAGAGGUGUACAAAUUGACUAACCCCAACAUCCUGGAGAACUGGAAGGAGCCCGAACCUCCUAACAUUGUGGCUUUUAAGGUGGAAAUUAUCGUGGAGAGUGAUUUGGCUAUUGGUGGUGAUAAAUCCCGCAAACGGGCUGUUCGUCCACGAGCGUCACCCGUUGGUCAGAACUUCAACCCAGCCGCUCCCUGCACUGGGAUGGACGAAAACCGGGAUUUUGAAAAAGGCGCUAUAGUACAGAAGAGUCCGGAACAUGAUGUACAACAAUCACACGAUGACAUUUACAAUGUCCGGCCUUGGAAUAGCCCUCUGGAUAGACUCCAGAGUGCAGUAAGCACACUGGGCGAGGCCGAUGAGGAUCCCGGACUACGCAAGCCAGGAGAUUAUAAACAACCCCAGGUUUUCGGGGGAAGGAUGCUUUUCUGGCUCGCCUAUCAAUCAAUUGGUGUUAUAUACGGUGACAUUGGUACCAGCCCUCUCUAUGUUUACUCGUCAACAUUCAGUGAGGCACCUUCCCGUCAAGAUCUCAUUGGGGUGCUCUCCAUAAUUAUCUGGAGCCUGUUCAUGAUGGUGACGGUCAAGUAUGUCUUGGUUAUUCUUCGAGCAGAUAAUGACGGCGAAGGAGGCACGUUCAGCACAUAUUCCUUGCUGAGCCGUUAUAUGAACAUUACCAACCGUGACCCAAGAGAGGCCUCCCUGGUCCAAAUGAAAAGACACUUAACGGAUGAACUUGAACGAACAAGCAGACAUGUACGUCAUCGACUCGAGUCAAGCAGCGUUGCGAAACGCCUUCUCAAAGUCAUGGGAGUAUUGGCGGUUACCAUGGUCCUUGCAGAUGGCCUCCUUACACCAGCUCAAUCAGUACUAGGAGCCGUCCAAGGGAUUGAAGUAGUAUCGCCCAACAUUUCGAAAGGCACCAUUAUAGGAGUUACUGAUGCUAUCUUGGUCAUCCUGUUCCUAAUUCAACCGCUUGGUAUUACCAGGCUUACAUUUGCUUUUGCACCCAUUGUCAUCAUAUGGCUCGGGUUCAACGCUGCUUUUGGCAUAUACAACCUUGCCAAGUAUGACGCUGGUGUCUUCAUAGCAUUCAACCCUGGGUACGCCUUCAGUUUCCUGGCCCGGCAUGGCGAGGAGGGUUGGAGGAUGCUCAGCGGAACGUUGCUCGCCUUCACUGGAGUCGAGGCUCUCUUCGCAGAUAUUGGAGCCUUCAGCAGAAGAGCUAUACAGAUUAGCUGGUUAGGUUACGCCUUUCCAUGCUUACUCUUGGCUUAUAUCGGACAAGCAGCCUAUAUUAGUGUGCAUCCAGAAGCAUAUUCGAAUCCAUUUUUCAACGCCGCACCACCGGGGACUGUCUAUCCUGCGUUAGUCAUUGCAAUUCUAGCUGCCGUUGUUGCUUCUCAGGCCAUCAUAACGGCGACCUUUCAGAUCAAAGUCGUCCAUACCUCAGACAUCUUUCACGGCCAGCUUUACAUUCCGAUAGCGAAUUGGCUCCUUAUGGUUGGAACAAUACUUAUAGCUUCCAUCUACAACAAUACCACGUCUCUGGGUAACGCGUACGGUGUCUGCGUUAUGUUCGUCACAUUCUUCGACACAUGCAUGGUAUCGUUAGCAGCUAUGUUUGUGUGGCGUAUUAGCCCAUUCAUCGUGCUAUUCCCAUGGCUCAUAGUUGCUUGUCUGGACGGUGCCUAUCUCUCUUCCGCUCUCAUGAAGGUCCCCACUGGCGCCUGGUUUACCCUCGCACUUGCUACCGUGUUGGCCAUUCUAUUUCUAAUAUGGAGAUUUGGGAAAGAACAGCAAUGGUUUGCCGAGGCUGAAGAUCGCUUUCCCACCUCACACUUCGUCUCCAAAGGUCCAGAUGGCCAAACACGUCUUACCGAUAGAUAUGGAAAUACCCCAUUGAGUAUAACAAAAGGUCUCGGGAUAUUUUUUGACAAGGCCGGGGAGACCACCCCAAUCGUGUUCAGUCAGUUCAUCCUCAAGCUUACCACCAUGCCUGCUGUAAUAACCUUCUUUCAUCUACGCCCCCUCGAAACACCGUCGGUGGCAGCGGAAGAUCGCUAUACGGUUUCCAGGCUUGCGAUCCCUAACUGCUACCGUCUUGUUGUUCGCUAUGGCUACAACGACGAGAUCAUCACACCUGAUUUAGCGAACACAAUCACUCAGCAGGUCCGCAGGUACCUGAUUGCAAGAGCUUGUGAUCAAACUGACCCAUCCACAUGUACACCUGACACAGUCACAAACAAGAGCCAUGCUAGCUCUGUACAGCGGUCUACAACACCUGUAACCGGGGAGUCCUCGAUAGUAGGCGGGGGGCGAUAUGAUACUUCAUUGGCAAAUCUCGAAGACGCCUAUAACCAUGGAGUCAUAUAUAUCACCGGUAAGGAGCAAAUGAGGAUCAAGAAGAGUAAAAAUUACGCUCGGAGAUUGGUCUUAUGGAUCUUUUUGUGGAUCCGUGAGAAUACAAGAGCGAAAAUAGCAUCUCUUGGACUAGCAACGGAGAAGGUUAUUGAAGUUGGUUUUCUCAAAGAUAUAUAA
Molecule: messenger RNA, 3339 nt
Organism: Aspergillus caelatus
Lineage: Eukaryota; Fungi; Ascomycota; Eurotiomycetes; Eurotiales; Aspergillaceae
Product: potassium transporter-domain-containing protein
Exons: 8
Coding region: 1-3339 (1112 amino acids)
Biological process (GO): potassium ion transmembrane transport
Cellular component (GO): membrane
Molecular function (GO): potassium ion transmembrane transporter activity
Source: RefSeq, a predicted model, not a curated record